UACGAAAGGUUAAUCUUCAUGUUUGGAAGCAAUCAGUAAAGUAUGAAGACUUGCGUUUAGCAUUGAUGUAUAUCAAAAAAGAUUGUUGGAUGAUUAAGUUUGAUAUAACGUCAGCAUAUCAUUUUGUGGAUAUUUUUCUGCCACACACAGAUUAUUUAGGUUUUGCCUGGGAAGAUUAUUCAGGUAUUCUGGUCUAUUACAAAUUUUUGGUUCUUCCUUUUGGUUUGUCGUCUGCUUGUUAUAUCUAUACAAAAUUAAUGAGGCCAUUAAUUGCAAAAUGGAGAGGCGAAGGUAAAAAGAUCAUCAUGUUUUUAUAUGAUGGUUUUGGCACCGCAGAGACAUACGAUAAGACAGUAAUUAUGUCACGGGAAAUUAAAUCAGAUUUGUUGUUAUCCGGCUUGGUGCCUAAAGUUGAUAAAUCAUGCUGGGAGCCAGUGCAAGAAUUACAAUGGCUAGGAUCUCAGUUAAAUACAGCUAAUUUCACCAGAUACGGAAGUGAAGUUGAUGGCUUGCCAGAGGUCUUGGCGGAGAAGGUAUCCUUGCUGCCCGAGUUGCUUAAAGUCACCAAAGCGGAAAACACGCACCUCAGUUACAAAAGGGGCUUCAAUCGAUGGCGUCGUUGGGGGUAUGCUAAUGGGCUUUCAAGCGGGGAUGCCUUGCCCGCCAAGGCUUUUCAAGUUGCGCUAUAUUUAGCGUCAAUUAUACAAACAGCUAGUAGUGCAAGUCCGAUUAUAAAUGCGUUCUACAGUAUUAAAUAUUAUCAUGAUUUAUUUGAUUAUGUAUCACCUACUGAUUCAAGACUUGUCAUUAAUAUGUUAGAAGCUGCAAAACGGCGUUUAGCGAAACCUGUGAAUAAGAAAGAACCAAUGACUGUUGAUUUACUGCAACAAAUGUACACACAUAUGUAUGUUGAAAAUGAUGUUAUGAAUCAAAGAUUUAUUUGUAUAUGCCUUUUAUCAUAUGCUGGGUUUUUAAGAAGUGCAGAGGUACUAAAGUUGAGAAGGAGUGAUGUUUGUAUUAACAGUAGUUACUUAAGUGUAUUUAUUGAAUCUAGCAAGACAGAUAAGUUCCGUGAGGGAGCAUGGGUGCUUAUUGCUAGGACAGGCACACAGUUGUGUCCAGUAGUCAAUUUACAGAAAUACCUUACUUGGACAGAUUUUUCAUCGGAAUCUGAAUGUUACUUGUUUCGUCGGUUAAGUUCAACGAAAUGUGGACAUAGGCUCAGACAGGAAAACAAGCAUUUGUCAUAUAGUAAAUUUAGAGAAUUGUUUUUGAUUGCGUUUAAACCGCAUGUUCAAGACAUAAGCAAAUAUUGCCUUCAUUCUUUGAGAGCUGGUGGCGCAACUGCUGCGGCUAAUAAUGGCAUUCCUGACAGGUUAUUUAAACGUCAUGGUAGAUGGCUGAGUGAAACAGCUAAGGACGGCUAUGUUUAAAGCUCAGUUGAUGAGAGGUUAAGGGUUUCAAUGUCACUUGGAUUAUAACCAUCAAUGCAUUUUAUAAUAAGCCAAUUAUUAUUUGUACUAUACUUACAAGCCCGUUCUUUUAAUUCAGUCGGUCAUACCAAUGACUUACCAAAAAAUAUGUUGUAUUUUUGUUGUUUUUCCCUAUCGGGAGCGUAGUUGUAAAGGGAAAUAUUGUUUUCGUCGUUUGAGCACGUGCGAAUUAGACGAAAACUACUUUCCCUUGUCAAUGUAGUUUCCGAUAGGUGGCUCUGUAAGAGAGCGUUUUACUCGUGGCCGAGUAACUCUGUUCAGUCAUUCAGCGUUGGGAUUGACUGAUCGAUACAUGUGUUAAUUUUUUAUUUUGUUUUGAAUAACAGUAAGAGUAACAUUACAAACGUUAUUGUUUAAAAGUGUAAUCUACAUGCUUUUUACCCUGGUACGAGCUAAUUUUGAAAUUCAGUAAUGUGUUUUUUACAACAGGUCAUGCGUUUAUCCACAUUACGUACGCAUUUAAUGUAUUCAAUUUAUACAUGUAUACCAGUAUCAUAAUAAUUAUUAUUUAUCCCACUGAGGGAUUCAGUCUCCGGAAGAGACGAUAGGCGUGGCUGCCUUUAUAGUUGCUUACGAGGAGGGACUCGUGUAGGCAUACAGUAUGCCUGGUGAUGUAGCAGUCUACGUUGAUAGGCGUGGCUUCCUUUAUAGUAGCUUACGAGGAGGGACUCGUGUAGGCAUACAGUAUGCCUAGUGUCGUAGUAGUCUGUUGAUAGGCGUGGCUGCCUUAUAAGUUGCCUACGAGGAGGGACUCGUGCCGGCAUACAGUAUGCCUGGCGUUGUUGUAGACUAUGUUGUAUGUUGUAACAAAGCUUUUGUGUGUAUUCAUGUUUUUUAUGUAUGUUUGAUGACUAUGAAAUAGUAAUACACGGUAUCAGUCAGUCGGUCAUACCAAUGACUUACCAAAAAAUA
This is a messenger RNA of Dreissena polymorpha, 2405 nucleotides long. RefSeq lists its product as uncharacterized. The coding region runs from base 66 to 1433 and encodes 455 amino acids. The transcript has 2 exons. NCBI's taxonomy places the organism in Eukaryota, Metazoa, Mollusca, Bivalvia, Myida, Dreissenidae. The record is from RefSeq and is a predicted model, not a curated record. Gene Ontology annotation, molecular function: DNA binding. Gene Ontology annotation, biological process: DNA recombination; DNA integration.